AUGAAUGAACAGCAACAAUCUGAUUCCAUCCCAGCAGUAUUCAAUUUAUCAAAUAACUCUAAUUGUCGCGCCAAUGACACUAAUGUGAACGAAACUCGUGAAUCAUCUAUGAGUGCUGGUGCUUCUACAAUUGAUUCACUUAGUUUGAUUAUCGAAUGUGAUAAUCAAGAAAUCUUCGCCGAUUUAAAAAGUAUCUCCAUUAAAACAAUCAUUGCAUACAUUGUCACCGAAAUCAAUAAUGCCACAAAUGAAAGCAAAGCAGCUCGUUUUACCAUCGUUUCACAACACAUCAAACUUUUCAUCCAUUCAUUCGACGACUUCUAUAAGCAUGUUGAGAUGGAGUUGAAGAUCGAAGAAGGAAAAACGCUUCGACAAUGGCUACGAGAAACAUUUGAUAAUAUGCAGAGCGAAAUAAUAACAAAACAAUGCCGUUGUUUUAUCCUAUGGGCUGUAGACCCACUUUAUAAUAAUAAUAGGCAAAAUGCCAUAGGUUUUCUGACGCUGAAAGAUCAAGAGAAAGGAUCGGUUUAUAUCGCACAAUGUUGUAUUGAUGCCGAUUUUAAACGACAUGGAUUUGGUGGUCGUCUCCUUGAGUAUCUACGCACGGUUUACCCACCAGGCACUUUCUACUGUGGUUUAUGUCGACGUGUAAAUCAACCAGCGAUUCAUUUCUAUUUGAAACAAGGUGCAAUGUUUAUGAACGGCGAUGAAGUCGCUAAAAAGUACAAGUAUGAUCCUAAGCUCUAUGUUGGUUUCGAAUUCAAGGAUAACUUCAAUAUUCCGACUAAUAAUACUUCAUUACCAUUUGAAACUUCACGGACAUCAAGUGAGCCUGAAUCUGGCGACAAAGUGCUCAAACGACAAAAGCAAACACAAGAAAAGUACACUACGGCAAUGACUGAACCUUUACUUGAUGGCGAGAAAGCCAAAGCGGAGAAGCAAAAAUGCUGCUAAUUAAUUUUCUUUGAAAAUAUUAAAACUGCCAUUGCUGUAUAA
Molecule: messenger RNA, 996 nt
Organism: Adineta ricciae
Lineage: Eukaryota; Metazoa; Rotifera; Eurotatoria; Adinetida; Adinetidae
Source: the annotation of a GenBank genome assembly